ACAAUAAAACCGGUAGGAGGAAACAUUAAACACUAAACCAGGACCCUCCCUUCUUCACAACAAUCAAACACUAUAAAAAUUCCCUUCCAAGCAGUCCCAAUAUUUCAGGUUCAAAAAACCAGUCUCUCAGAAUUUAUACGUCAAAUCCUCUGUUGUUUUUGCAUACCAAGUUUCUGCUUUUUGUUGGUACCAAAUCUUGUACCAUGGCGCUGAUUUCUGGCCUGCCGGAUGAUAUAGCAUAUGACUGUCUAAGUCGUGUUGAAUACGACCAGUUUCCGACAGUGGUAUCGGUGUGUAAAGGGUGGAAGGCGGAGGUUGAGCUGCCGGUGUUUCUUCAGCAUAGGAAGGUUGCUGGCCGCAGCCAAAGACUCAUUGUGAUGGUUCAAGCCCAUGUGUCCUCAAACCAUGGUGUCUUCAAGAGUCCGGGUAGCCCGGUUUACCGGCUCACUAUUUGUGAACCGGAUUUGGGUAAUUGGUCCGAGUUGCCUCUCCUUGCCGGUUUUGCCAAUGGGCUACCCAUGUUUUGCCAAUUGGCAGCAGUUGGGUCCGAUUUGGUGGUGAUGGGUGGCUGCGACCCGCUUACGUGGACGAUCUCGAAAGCUGUGUUUAUCUACAACUUUGUGUCCGGAGCAUGGCGGCGUGGGACUGACAUGCCGGGUGAUGGCAGGAUAUUCUUUGGGUGCGCAGCGGAUUCGGAGCGGAUGGUGUAUGUUGCCGGCGGACAUGACAACGAGAAGAAUGCGUUGAGAUCAUCAAUGGCGUAUGACGUGGCAAAAGACGAGUGGAUUCCGUUGCCUGAUAUGGCAAGAGAGCGUGACGAAUGUAAGGCGAUUUUCCAGGGUGGCAAGCUCCACGUCAUCGGCGGAUAUUGCACUGAAAUGCAAGGACGUUUCGAGAGGAGCACCGAGACAUUCAACAUUUCCACGUGGCUGUGGAAUCAAGUACAAGAGGGCUUCUUACAAGUCGCCACUUGUCCACGGACAUGUGUGGACGGUGACGAUGAGACAAUGUACAUGUGUCGUGGCGACGAUGUGGUACAGCAAAAACACGACACGUGGAAAUUCGUGGCCAAGUUGCCUGCUCAGGUGCGCAAUCCCGAUUGCGUGACAGCGUGGCAGGGUAAAGUAUUAGUGAUAGGGAGUGCUGGGUUCGGUGAGCCCCACAUGGCUUACGUACUGCAUUUGGAAGAUUACACGUGGACAAAACUAGAGACACCUCACAAGUACUCGGGCCAUGUUCAAUCAAGUUGUUAUUUGGAGGUAUGAGUCUAAGCUAGAAGUCUAGUUACUUGUCCUCUGAAUUUGUAAAAAUGAGUGUCUGUCAAGUUCCUUUUGUAUUUGUAUGACUUAUAGAGGAAUGUGCUUUGCUUGAUAA
Molecule: messenger RNA, 1374 nt
Organism: Pyrus x bretschneideri (Chinese white pear)
Lineage: Eukaryota; Viridiplantae; Streptophyta; Magnoliopsida; Rosales; Rosaceae
Product: F-box/kelch-repeat protein At1g80440
Biological process (GO): regulation of phenylpropanoid metabolic process; negative regulation of cytokinin-activated signaling pathway
Molecular function (GO): protein binding
Source: RefSeq, a predicted model, not a curated record